Gekko japonicus is the source of this 571-nucleotide messenger RNA. Its product is annotated as keratin-associated protein 5-3-like. The transcript has 2 exons. The coding region runs from base 105 to 380 and encodes 91 amino acids. The record is from RefSeq and is a predicted model, not a curated record. Lineage: Eukaryota; Metazoa; Chordata; Lepidosauria; Squamata; Gekkonidae.
AUAAAAGGCCCUUAUCCCAAGAGGUGCCUUAUCCAUUUGAUAGCUUGCCUUGAUAGACAGUGUCUUCUCAGUGAUCCGUGGGGGUUACCCAAAACACAGAAAAGAUGAGCCAACAACAACAGAGAGGAGGGAGCUGCUGCUGCUGUUGCUGUGGUGGAAGUGGUGGUCGUGGUGGAUGCUGCGGAUGCUGUGGUGGAGGAUCUUCUUCGUCUCAGCAAAGCCAGCAAAGUGGAGGAUGCUGUGGGGGUAGAAGCAGAGGAAGCGGUGGCUGCUGUGGGUGUUGUGGUGGCUGUUGUGGUGGCAGAAGCAGCGGUGGCUGUUGUAGUGGAGGAUCUUCUCAACAGAAGCAGGUGAAAGUCCUUCCCCAGAAGCUGAAGUAGAUGCCUUCAAGAAGAAUCAAGGCUCUGGAACACCAUCUCAGCCUGCCAUGGCAGAUCUCUUCUUUCUUUCCUGACCAGCUUCAGCUAUUGUUUCCAAAUCAUAACCUUGAUAUGCUGAACUGGGAAAUGCAGUGUUUCCAUUCUCCCCUCUCAAAAUCCUUGAGAAGGCAUUAAACGUUUCUCACAUGCAA